Lachancea dasiensis is the source of this 966-nucleotide messenger RNA. The record is from the annotation of a GenBank genome assembly. NCBI's taxonomy places the organism in Eukaryota, Fungi, Ascomycota, Saccharomycetes, Saccharomycetales, Saccharomycetaceae.
AUGGCGAAGAAGGUCAUUGCGGCAUUACAGGUCGGUUCGAGCCCCGAUGGGACGGAAGCCACGCUGAGAAAUAUUCUCUCUUACGAAGCCGAAAUCAUAAGAUCCGGGGCGAGCCUGGUAGUCAUCCCGGAGGCAACCCUAGGAGGGUAUCCUAAAGGCUCCAACUUUGACACUUAUCUCGGAUAUAGACUGCAGUCUGGAAAAGAAGAGUUUCGCAGGUAUUUUCAACAAGCCAUCGAAGUGGGCAGUGGGGAUACUUAUCCAGAGGUGGCCCAGCUCUGUAAGCUGUCUAAAAACACUGGUGCUUCGAUUGUAUGCGGAUGCAUUGAGCGCGAUAGGACAACUCUGUAUUGUUCAAUGCUUUAUAUCGACCCUAUCCAAGGACUGGUUGGGAAACACCGCAAGCUCAUGCCCACCGCCAGCGAACGAUUGGUUUGGGGCCAGGGUGACGGCUCUACGCUCCCCGUAGUGGACUCGGCCGUAGGCAAGCUAGGGGGUGCAAUCUGCUGGGAAAACAUGAUGCCUCUGAUGAGAUACGCUAUGUAUGCAAAAGGAGUUGAGGUGUGGUGCGCGCCAACGGUGGACCAACGUCCCAUUUGGAGGACCAUCAUGCAAAAUAUCGGAUACGAGGGUCGCCUCUUCGUCGUAAGUGCAGUGCAGUUCAUGCCCAAUGCUACCGUCAUGGGGCUUGGUGAGGUUAUCGACGAACAGGGAACACGUAGGCUGCCUGGCGCACCCGGAGAUGGUCAGGAAAACUUAAUUAAUGGUGGAAGCGUUAUAGUUGACCCCUACGGUGAGAUUAUUGCCGGUCCCUUGUUGGGCAAAGAGGGUCUUGUCACGGCCGAAAUUGAUACAAAUUUGAUCAUCGAAUCUCGGUUCGAUUUCGAUCCCACGGGCCACUACUCAAGAGGCGACGUAUUUCAGCUAACAGUUAACGAGAAAAGCCGCGAAACGGUCUUUGAAUAG